Messenger RNA from Jaculus jaculus (lesser Egyptian jerboa), 942 nucleotides. RefSeq names its product olfactory receptor 145-like. Gene Ontology annotation, cellular component: membrane. The transcript has a single exon. Gene Ontology annotation, molecular function: olfactory receptor activity; G protein-coupled receptor activity; odorant binding. The record is from RefSeq and is a predicted model, not a curated record. Bases 7 to 942 code for a protein of 311 amino acids. NCBI's taxonomy places the organism in Eukaryota, Metazoa, Chordata, Mammalia, Rodentia, Dipodidae. Gene Ontology annotation, biological process: G protein-coupled receptor signaling pathway; sensory perception of smell.
AGAAGAAUGGCUCUCACAAAUGGAUCUUGGGUAACUGAAUUCAUUUUGGUGGGGUUAACAGGCCAACCUGACCUACAAAUACCCUUGUUCUUACUCUUCCUAGUGAUGUAUAUGAUAACUACAUUGGGGAAUUUGGCUUUGAUAAUUUUAAUUGUGCUGAAUUCUCACCUUCACAAUCCUAUGUACUUUUUCCUCUUUAACUUGUCCUGCAUAGAUCUCUUCUACUCUUCUGUGAUUACACCCAAAAUGCUGAUGAACUUCAUGCUAAAAAAGAAUAUUAUCUCUUACAUAGGGUGUAUGACCCAACUCUAUUUCUUUUGUUUUUUUGUUAUUACUGAAUGUUAUGUACUGACAGUAAUGGCCUAUGAUCGCUAUGUAGCUAUCUGCAAUCCACUGUUGUAUAAUAUUGCCUUGUCCCCUAAGGUUUGUUCCUGCCUCAUGCUUAGUUCAUACUUGAUGGGAUUUUUGGAUGCCAUGAUCCAUACUGGAUGUGUCCUAAGACUGACCUUCUGUGAUGGGAACAUUGUCAACCACUAUUUCUGUGAUGUCCUCCCUUUACUUCAGCUCUCCUGCACCAGUACUUAUGUUAAUGAGAUAGAGAUUUUCAUUGUAGGGGGCAAAGACAUCAUUGUACCAACUUUCAUUGUCUUCACCUCUUAUGGUUUCAUCCUCUCCAGCAUCCUCAAAAUAAGGUCCACUGAGGGCAGGUCCAAAGCUUUCAGUACCUGCAGCUCCCACAUCAUUGCUGUGUCUCUGUUCUUUGGUUCAUGUGCAUUUAUGUAUCUCAAACCCUCCUCAGCUGGCUCUAUGGAUGAGGGAAAAGUCUCUUCUGUCUUUUAUAACAUUGUGGUUCCUAUGCUGAACCCUUUGAUCUACAGCUUGAGGAACAAGGAUGUUAAACUUGCCUUGAAAAGAACUCUGAAGAGAUGGAAGAUUUCAUGA